AUGAACCCCACUUUAGAGCUUGUGCUGCGCUCACUAACGCCCACGCACAAGAUCAUCCAUUGCGCGCAGAAGACGGCGAAACUAUCGAGACUACCAGAGACUGACGAGGAUCGAGGUGCUGCUGUACUCGCAGGGGGCUCCAUGAAGACAACAAGUGAAGAGACCAACAUACCGUACAUUACGCUUAACGCUAUCGACCAAAUUUGGUGCUCUGAGCAUGGACGCUUCAUCUUUCUUCUGCAGGUAGGGGUGGGUAGUACACACAAUCCGAUCAAUCGAGAUGUAUCUUCUGACGGAUCCGAUUGGCUCAAUCCGAUUUUCGAUCUGCUUCGAUAG
Phytophthora infestans T30-4 is the source of this 336-nucleotide messenger RNA. RefSeq lists its product as uncharacterized. The record is from RefSeq and is a predicted model, not a curated record. Lineage: Eukaryota; Oomycota; Peronosporomycetes; Peronosporales; Peronosporaceae. The transcript is spliced from 3 exons. The coding region runs from base 1 to 336 and encodes 111 amino acids.